Prosopis cineraria is the source of this 2394-nucleotide messenger RNA. RefSeq lists its product as uncharacterized. The transcript has a single exon. The coding region runs from base 286 to 2163 and encodes 625 amino acids. Lineage: Eukaryota; Viridiplantae; Streptophyta; Magnoliopsida; Fabales; Fabaceae. The record is from RefSeq and is a predicted model, not a curated record.
UAAAAGGGCAAAUCCAAACACACACUACAUCUCCUGCCUGUGCGCGAGACUGUUUCUGUUUCACUCGGACUCUUCCAUGAAGAUCGAGAUUCUUCGCCUCCGUUGACAAUCUUUUCCUUGUGUUCUAUUCAUUAUCCGUCGAAUCUUUCCUUAUCGAAGCUUCGAAUUGGUGAAAUAAGCUGAUUGUUCUUCUUCAUCUUCUCCAAGUUGAUUUUGCCUCAUUUUUUUCUUCAUCGCUUUCCCGAACUUGGGGAAGCUGCCCCCGCCCACAACGCCGAUUGAAAGAUGGUGGUUGCAUUCAUCUUGAGUCUGCAAGAUUUAUGGCCUUUCUCGGUAUUUAAGAACGAUGACCUGAAGGUUUCUAAGCAAUUGGUGAGCAAACUUUCCAUUCCCGAGCAGACUAAACAAUUUGUUUUCGCCGUUCGCGAUCCUGAAACGCAAUCCGUUAUUUACAUACUUUCCGCUUUGAAUUUGUCUGAGCGAUCGGCUUUUGAUGCCGAGUGUCUUAUCAAAGAGAUUAAACCGGACGCUGUGGUCGUUCAGGCGGAUAGUCCUCUGGCGUCAGAAACUCUAUCUGAAGAGAUUGCAUUGGAAGAUGGUGUUGGAGCCCCACUGCCGACUUCUUCUUUUGGGGUAGUUAAAAGGUGUUUUAUUGAUAAGAUUGGAAAGGAGAAUUAUGAGUCCGUAGCAGGCAAGUUUGUGCUGCGUAAGAUUUUUGGAACUGGCUUUCGCGGGCACUUGGUGGCGGCGAAGAAAGCGGCUGAGGAGGUAGGAUCCUCAUUCGUUGUGCUUGAAUCGCCAUUGGGGAAGUGUUCUUUGGGCAGCCCUUCCGGUGAAGUUGAUGCCGCAAAUCAUUUCCAAAGUUUUGUUAGUAGUUUAGUUCCUCAGAAAGGUGCCUCUUUGGCCCCUCUGACUUCAAAGAGGUUUUCCUUGAGUAAUGAUGUUCGAUCACAGCUAUUAAAAGCCUUAUCUCUCUAUAUGGAUCCACAAUUGCUGGCUCAAUCUCGUUCAGUUUCAGAAGAGGAUUCAUUAGAAAUUCGGCCUAGUGGUGAUUAUGAGGCCCCAGCUUUUGCCAAGUCACUUUAUCCAUUACUUGAGGACUUGCACAAUAUAUUUGCUGAUCUUCCAUCAAUUGGGAAAGCGCUAGCACAUGUGCAAAAGAUGCUAUUGGAUAUCAACAGAGGUGAGGUUCUUGAUACAAGAAUUAUCUCUGAGGUCUACAGGUUCCGAAUUGCUGUUGAAGGGCUAAGAAUGGCUCUAAAUAACAAUGGUCUACGGCCAAUUAACAGGAAAGAUAUUUCUGGAAUGGCCAAAACUGAGUUCUCAGAACUUCCAGUUGAGGAAAAAUCUCAUGUGCUCUUUGCACAGGCCCUUCGCAGUCAGACCGAUAGGUGUAAGACCAUAGUUGCACUCGUCGAUGCUAGUGGUUUAGCAGGUCUUAGGAAACAUUGGAAUACCCCUCUUCCUCAUGAAGUCAAGGAGUUGGUUGGACAGCUAGUAACAAAUUGUGAAGUUGAAGAGGUUAACUCAAAUCAAACUAACAGGAGGCGACUAUUGACGGAGAAACCUAUGGUGGCAGUAGGGGCAGGAGCAACAGCAGUUUUGGGUGCUUCCUCUCUGAGCAAAGCAGUACCCGCAUCGACUCUGAUGAAGGCUGUAACUCUUAAAGUUCCUACUUCGCUCAAAUUCUUUAUUAGUCAAACACAGAAAGCACUGGCAUUUGCCCUUGGACCAUCAAAAGCUGUGGCUCCUGGGAUUGCAAGUUCAGGAGCCAAAACAUCUGGUGUCCUCAAGGCAACUUUGUCUGCUGAGAAGAUUCGAGCUGUUGCACAUAGUGUUAUAGCCUCUGCUGAAAAGACCAGUAUCUCAGCUAUGAGAACAUCAUUCUAUGAGAUAAUGAGGAAGCGAAAGAUACAGCCUGUCGGGUUCUUACCUUGGGCUACAUUCGUAGGUAGUGUUGGUACUUGCACUGGCUUGCUAUUGUAUGGAGAUGGGAUUGAGUAUGCUGUUGAAUCUGCCCCUGCAGCCCCCUCCAUUGCAAGUUUGGGUCGUGGGAUCGAGCAUUUACAUCAGGUAUCUGAAGUGGCAAUGCAAACAGAAGGAACUAGAAUCCAAAAGUCCAUAGAAUCUUUGAUACAUAGAUUUAAGAAGGCAAAGGCUUGACAAUGCUAGAAGACAACUUUCUUUGAAUAGUUUUUAGUGGUGACCUUCGUAAAGUGAUGAUGGCAAGACCUAUCUAGUGAGUUCAGGAAAUUCUUCUGUAUAUAUAUCCAUGUCAUGUCAUGCAGUUUUUGUUUGGUGUUUUGGUCUGUAUAAAGCAUCAAUGUGCUUUGCUUUCUACCAUUUAUACCAGAAUUGUUACUGAAGGAAAUUAAAUAUUUUCCUAACCUACAA